AUGUUCGAUUUCCGUACCUGGGCCUGGACCGAGCUAGACUUUUUUCAAAACGCAAAUAAGAGUUGUGGUGCGUAUAUCGAGCUUAUCUUCAAUGGAUUUAACACUCCUAUAAUUAAUCUAUUACAGGGACACAACUGUGUUACCAGCCUGAAUCUGGACGAGAAUCAAAUAAGCAGCUUGAAACACAAAGCGUUCAACCAGUUGCCUUAUAUGAAAAAACUUUCUUUACGAUACAAUAAAAUUUCAGCGAUUGACAAUGAUUUUUUCAGCCCUCUUCUUCGGAUUGAGUAUCUCGACUUGUCGUCUAACAACAUAAUGGAUAUAAGUGGCUUCAACAAACUUACACGGCACAUGUUAAAUCACUUAAAUCUGUCCCACAAUCAUAUCGUUAAAGUUAGUAGCUAUCUAUUCAACUUAAGUUCACUUGAAGUGCUCGAUUUGUCGAACAAUUCGAUUAAAUCUUCCGAGCCAAUCAUGUUACCGACAAAUUUGAGACAUUUAAAGUUAGAUAACAACGAAAUCGUCACCUGGCCUUUAGAUUUCAUCCCGGCAAGACUUACAGAUCUCUCGCUCAAAUUUAACCAAUUAAACUACACCAAACCGAUCUCAAGUGUGAAACGACUCGAUCUGUCCAACAACAGACUCAACAACUUCUGUAGUGACCAUUUCUCGUCUCUCGAAGAGCUCGAUUUGUCUGGCAAUUACUUUGAUUCUAUUCCGUCAUUUCGUUCCAACAAAACACUACCAUUACGGAAGCUUGCCUUCAAUUACAUGCCCAACUUACUCUCCAUUCGACAAGAAUCAUUCGAAGGAGCAGCAAACCUUACAGAGAUCAGUAUAUCCGUCUGCCCGCGCUUAUCUCUAAUCGAAUCGGAAACAUUUACCGGUCUGAAUUGGCUGGAAAAGCUCGAUCUCAGUUACAACAACUUAGAAAAAUUGCCCAAAGAUAUGGCACGCUGGCUAAGGAUCAAGGACGGCGUAAACUUGCAGGGAAAUCCGAUCAAGUGCGAUUGCUCUAUGCAGUGGUUUGUGGAUUACGUUCUUUCACCAAUGCACUCUAGACCGGAAAUGCACAUUCUAUUUUUAGAGCUAAAGUGUGCUGGACCAGAGAUUUUUAAGGAUUUACAAAUGGUUCGGUUCACCAUACACGAAAAUCUGCUAUGCCUCCCCAUGCAGGAUGUUUUGCAGUUGCCGGGAAUGCAAUGGUUGGAAAAGAUCGUCAAUAACCUCAACCCAAGCAAUCAAGCCCAGUCCAACAACAUAACUCUGAACGUGCAAAAGUGA
Molecule: messenger RNA, 1284 nt
Organism: Anopheles nili
Lineage: Eukaryota; Metazoa; Arthropoda; Insecta; Diptera; Culicidae
Product: tsukushi-like
Exons: 6
Coding region: 1-1284 (427 amino acids)
Molecular function (GO): protein binding
Source: RefSeq, a predicted model, not a curated record